Molecule: messenger RNA, 3128 nt
Organism: Pungitius pungitius (ninespine stickleback)
Lineage: Eukaryota; Metazoa; Chordata; Actinopteri; Perciformes; Gasterosteidae
Product: sterile alpha motif domain-containing protein 3-like
Exons: 5
Coding region: 786-2351 (521 amino acids)
Source: RefSeq, a predicted model, not a curated record
UAGAUUUGAAAGAAAUAGUAGAGCUUCUAGCUAGUGGACAUUUUUCAGAAGAGACAUUGGCAUACUUGGAGUGUAAAAUCUCCGAUCACAGGUGCCUAUUAAAAGAGGUGUUUCCUGAUUUCCACCUCCUGCCCAAGCACCACUUCUUGGAACAUUAUCCCGAACUGAUUCGGAGAUUUGGUCCCCUGGUUGAUUUCUGGACCAUUAGAUUUGAAGCUAAGCACAGCUUUUUUAAAAGGGUGGUGCAUGAUUCUCACAAUUUCAGAAACAUCUUGCUCACUCUAUCAAAAAAACACCAGCUUACUUUAGCUUACCAUCUAGACUUGCCAAGUCUUUUCAGACCUGAUCUGGAGGUUGGACACACUACAGUUGUUUCACCUGAUGCACUCGAGCACUCCAUGAGGCGGGCUGUAGAGCUGAAAUAUGGAAACCUAAGUCGUGUGUCUCUUGCAACCCAUGCCUGCCUUUAUGGCACGAAGUAUUCAGAGGGUAUGUUUCUGUCCGUGGGGCACACCAGUGGCCUGCCUGACUUUGGGAAGCUGGUUAAAAUUCUAGUUGUGUCCAGCAAAGUGUCUUUCUUCAUAGAACCAUAUCAUGCAUGGUACAUGGAGCACCUGCGGAGUUAUGAGUUGAUGAAAAAACAGUCUUCUGAACUGGUGAUUGUGGAAUUACAUGAACUAAAUGGAUAUCAACCCCUGUAUCCAUACACAAAAGCAGGCAAACUGAUCGUGACAUCAAAAGUUUUUCUUCAUUAAGGGAAGUCGUGAGAGUUCCUCAAUUGCAAGAUGCUGUUGCGUGUGAUCAUUUCAGCACAGGACAUUAGAAAGCUCCGCUUGGACUCUGUUCCAGAUUCGGUUCACAGCCUGAAACUGGUGUUGAAAAACAAACUGCAGUUACGCUCUCCAUUUGACCUUCAAUAUGAAGAUGAGGAUUUCAAAGACUUCUGUAACCUCACGUGUGUUGACGAUCUACCGAAAGACAAGGUGACAUUGCAAGUCGUUUUCUGCCCUGUCUCUUCGGACUCAAGUUUGGACACUUUAAGCUCUGCUGUACCAUCAUCUCCGACAGCAUCCUCUUCAGCUCAUUCAUCAUCUCCGACGACGUCCUCUUCAUUGAGCAGCCAAACGGAGGGCUUUGCGGGUCAGCGUUCACAGCACUGGCCAACUCAUUUUCCCAUUCCCACCUUCUCAUAUGAUGUUGAGCUGAGGCUCAGGCAGGGCAAUGGUGCUUUUAAAGAAAGUGGAGCACUUCUAUCCAUUUCAAGGGACAUGAAGUCUGAGAUUCUGCUCAAACUUGCUGAAACAAUAUAUUCAUUCAUGACCUACCCUACACUUGAACAUUAUGGAUGUGUAGCCAAGGCACUUGUUGAAAAACACCCUUGCCUUACAGAACCUGGCUCCACAUCUGGAUGGUAUGGAUGGAAACACAGCAUAAAGUUUAAGAUGGGCAAUUACAGACAGAAAUUAAAAGCUGUGGGCUGCCGAGAACUGGAGGUUAAUUCUGAGAAAAGAGGUGCUGGGGACACGCGAGGGAAGAGAAACAAAGUCAAGAAACCUAGACGGUCUGAAACAAAUUUUCUUCCAGAUCUCCCCCAGGGAAGAGACAGCAGAAGUCUUGAAGAAGAUAGAGAAAAGAUGGUCCAGGAGAUGAGAAAAACAACCCCAAACCUAGCCUACAUCGAUAAUGCAAUGAAUGCCACAUAUGCACUGAGAAGACAGGAGAUCGUUGAAGAGGAGCCACCUGUGGCCGAAAUGAGAGUAAGAUGGCCUGCCCUUUUUACUGAAAGACAGAUCGUCAAGGAAUUCACCAGGCUCAUGUCAAUGGACAUCAAUAAGUUCUAUGAGGGUCUUGACAGCCAUCUGCAUAAACUUCUUCAGUUAUUCCGGUUGAAGCGCUUUGAGGAAGUUCAAGAAAUGACAUCCUUAAUGGAGAGUCUCGACAAGGAUGCAUCAAACCAAAGGAAGAGAGCAGCAGCUUUGCAGGGACUGCCAUGGUACAUGAAGGAAAAUCCUUCUACAUUGAUGAAGAGAUGUGAGCCAACAGAUCCUGGGGAGGACGUCAUCAAGGGAAUGGUGAUUGGAAUCCUCUUGGUCGUUGAAGAUGUGAAGGAGCCCCUUCCAGUUUCCUACAACGAUGUUGCCAUCGUCAUCGAGGAAAAGAUUGUCAUGCGUCAUCUCGGUGAUGUACCCAACGCUUUUGUGAACCUGAUGGGCCUGCUGUACAUGCUGAACCUUGACUAUCCAAAAGACAUUAAAUAUACUUUUGAGGUGAUUCAGCGCCUGUUCAUGGGAAUCGAGUCUGAGAUCUGCACUCCCAGAGUCCGCUCUCUAAAGAAUAAACUGCUACGCUAGAGGGAUGGCUCAGGAGGAUGUUUCUGCAUUUGGCCCUGAGGAAGUGUUUUUUUUUGCCAUUUGUUCACUAUGUAGUAAGAGGAAAAGAAAUGUAAAGUCCUUCUGUGGGUCACAAGUUUUUUAUGUUUUCAUGUUCUAACCGAUCUCUAUUGCUCUGUGGAGGAAAUGUCUCUUCCAGACACUAAUGCAGACGUUAAUGUUGUAGACCAAACAUGAACAGAGUGGAGAUUUCAGUAAUGUUUGAACGUGUUCAUUUUCUGGCUGACACUUGAGCAAGUUUCUCAGAGAGAGAUUCCUAUUUUGUAUGUAUAUCUUGCUGCAUUUUACUGAACAUUCCCUUAGAAUGGAUCAAGAUGUAGAUGUUGAUAAAGUCAUUUAGAGAGUUUGGUUUUUUUCCCCUCAAAGAAAGGAUGCUCUUUAUUUUAAUUUUGUUCUUACAAGUGGGACACAGUGUAACUUCAGUUUUUGACCAGCCCUGAAAGAGUUCUCGUUUUUUACACCGUUUAGUAAGCGAUGAAAUCGAUUGCCCUUCUGUGGGUCACCCCACCUUGUUUUCAUGUACUGACUUAUUUCAAAAGUAUUAAUCCAUGUGAUGUUACAGAGAAAUUGUCAAGAGUGGACAUUUCAGUAAUGUUUGAAUGUUUUCAUUUUCAGCAAGUUUCUGAGAUUUGUUUUGGUUUUUUAUGAAUCUUUUUGCAAUUUACUGCAGCAACUCUGAAGAUUAAAGUGAUGGUUCGGAGUAAUUUCAUCCUAGGGUCCUUUGCACCAUGACCGCGA